AUGAGCUCCAGCAAAGAAUAUAUUCUCUCCAAGGAGAUGGCCUACGCACGUUGGAUAAAUGCGAACGGCAGUUCUCCACGUAACGGCUGCCAAUCUACUGUCAAAGUUUCACAUGACCAGCAACCCAGUUAUGAAUCAUUCGUCCUUGCGAAUGGCGAGAACAAGGUUGAGAUGGAGAUUGAUACACGUAUCCCAUCCUCUGCCAUCUUCACUUUCAAUAAGGAAGAUCAUACUCUUGGAAACCUAAUUCGCUCCCGCCUUCUCCAAAGCUCCCACGUGCUCUUUGCUGCGUACAAGGUUCCUCAUCCGCUUGUGCCAAAGUUCGAACUCCGUGUACAGACCGACGGUGAGAUUACCCCCAAGGAAGCCGUCAUUUCUGCGUGCCACGAACUCGUUCGAGACCUGGGAAUCUUGUCACGCGAAUUCACCAAGGAAUAUGAACUCCGCAAGAUGGUGGGAGCCACUCAGCAGCAACAGGAUAGUGUACAAGAUGGAGCCUAG
Molecule: messenger RNA, 501 nt
Organism: Aspergillus nomiae NRRL 13137
Lineage: Eukaryota; Fungi; Ascomycota; Eurotiomycetes; Eurotiales; Aspergillaceae
Product: DNA-directed RNA polymerase II core subunit RPB11
Exons: 4
Coding region: 1-501 (166 amino acids)
Biological process (GO): transcription by RNA polymerase II
Cellular component (GO): RNA polymerase II, core complex
Molecular function (GO): protein dimerization activity; DNA binding
Source: RefSeq, a predicted model, not a curated record